This is a messenger RNA of Guyanagaster necrorhizus, 653 nucleotides long. RefSeq names its product mitochondrial cytochrome c oxidase subunit VIa. The record is from RefSeq and is a predicted model, not a curated record. The transcript has 5 exons. Gene Ontology annotation, biological process: mitochondrial electron transport, cytochrome c to oxygen. Gene Ontology annotation, cellular component: respiratory chain complex IV; mitochondrial inner membrane. Lineage: Eukaryota; Fungi; Basidiomycota; Agaricomycetes; Agaricales; Physalacriaceae. Gene Ontology annotation, molecular function: enzyme regulator activity. The coding region runs from base 1 to 405 and encodes 134 amino acids.
AUGUCUUUCCUUGCCCGUAGCGCUUUUCGCGCCGUUUUGCGCCCCCGCUACCGCGGAUACUCUACUGCUACUGAGGAGUAUAUCUCUGAGCUUUCUCCCAACGCCAAGAGCCCUUACCUUGCCGAGCUGCAGGCCGUUGAGCACCACGGUGCAGAAACCGGUGAGCUUUGGAGAAAGAUCAGUUACUAUGUCUGCCUCCCUGCCAUCGCUGUAUGCAGUGCUUGGGUGUACAAGCUUGAGGUUGCCCACAUGGAGCAUUUGGAGCAUCUUAGGCACGAGAAUGACGGCAAACUCCCUGAGCCUCCUGCCUACGAGUACUUGAACCGCCGCGUUAGGCCUUAUCCCUGGGGACCUAACACUCUUUUCUUUAAUGCUUCAGUCAACAAGGAUAUGGCCGAAGAGUAGAUAUUCGUACAACGUAAUGUUGAAUAUUGCAUGCCAAAUGAAUUACUGGUUGAUGCCUUGUUGAUUUGACUCCAUUUUUCUGGCGUUAAGCUUCAAAAUGUUAAGUUUGCAAAUACUACAUUAGUGUAUAUAUACCACAGUAUGUACUGAAAGUCCAGAAACACUUCUGUCGUCUUAGGGAAGAGAGUCCAUUGUAGUAGCUACGAGGAGUCUGUGGAAACGUUUUAAUAUCUACAAAAAUGUGGCCC